Molecule: messenger RNA, 795 nt
Organism: Pezoporus occidentalis (night parrot)
Lineage: Eukaryota; Metazoa; Chordata; Aves; Psittaciformes; Psittacidae
Gene: MCL1
Product: MCL1 apoptosis regulator, BCL2 family member
Exons: 3
Biological process (GO): intrinsic apoptotic signaling pathway in response to DNA damage; regulation of apoptotic process; extrinsic apoptotic signaling pathway in absence of ligand
Cellular component (GO): mitochondrial outer membrane
Molecular function (GO): protein heterodimerization activity; protein homodimerization activity
Source: RefSeq, a predicted model, not a curated record
GCGUCACGGCCGCCAUAUAGAGUGGAGCGGGCGGCGGCGCGGGCGUUGUGCGGGGCCGCCAUGUUCGCGCUGCAGCGGAACGCGGUCAUCGGCCUGCACCUCUACUGCGGGGGCAGCCCGGCCCCGCCGCCGCCGCCCUCGGCGGGGGCCUGGCCCGCGGGCUGCUCCGAGGCGCUGCUGGGCUGCGGCCCGGGCCCGGUGCCGGUCCCGCUGCGGAGCCCCGAGGAGGAGCUGGACGGCUUCGAGCCGGAGCCCGAGCGCGGCCCCGCGGCGGCCCCGCCGCUGCCCGGCGGCGCCCCGGACGCCCUGCGCCAGGCCUCGCUGGAGCUCAUCGGCCGCUACCUGCGGGAGGCGGCGGGCGAGGCCCGGCCCGGCCCCAAGAAGCUGUUCCCGGGGCUGCGGGCCGGGCCCGGGCGGCCCCGCGGCGCGGAUGCGGGGCUGGAGAAGGCGCUGGAGACGCUGCGGAGGCUCGGGGACAGCGUCCUGCGGAAGCACGAGCUCGCCUUCCAGGGGAUGCUUCGGAAGCUGGAAAUCCAGAAGGAGGAGGACCUGCAGGCGGUGCGGGACGUGGCCGCGCGCCUCUUCAGCGACGGGCUGACCAACUGGGGCCGCGUGGUGACGCUCAUCUCCUUCGGGGCCUUCGUCGCCCGGCACCUGAAGAGCAUCCAGCAGGAGAAGAGCAUCGGCUCCCUGGCAGGGAUCAUCACGGACGCGCUGCUCUCCUCCAGCCGCGAGUGGAUGCUGAGCCAGGGAGGUUGGGAGGGCUUCGUGGAGUUCUUCCACGUGGAGGACCUG